AUGCAUUCUUCUCCAUCGCCACAGCUACUUCGCGCCCUGCGCACAUUCAUCACACUUGCUACCACCAACACUACAACCACUGCACUCCGACCCUCACGAAUCGCACCACAAUGCACCGCAGCCAGCACCAUAUUCAGCGCCUCAAGCUGCCGCUACAAUAGCACUGAACCCCCCCGUCCAACUCGCAUGAUUCCUCGCUCUCACACCCACAAACCAACCUCCCACGAACGCGGCCCAUCAGUCCAAGAAAACACAUCAACCGAUCUCAACGCGCUCAAUGUUUUAGGCAACAUCCCUGCCCCUACGACGGCCGUGGACGCCACACUAGACGAUGGGUUUCAUUUGGACAACGGGUUGAAAGUGCGCAAUGGAGACGGUGUGAUGCUGGUUGGCGGAGAGGCGUUCGCGUGGAGGCCGUGGGCGGCGAAGGGGUCUAAGGCAGAGAUGGUGAAUAAGAAGGGGCAGUUUGAGGUUGAUGAAGAGGUCUGGGGGGUGCUUGGGUUGGUUUGGCCAAGGCCUGAUUUGUUGAUUAUUGGGAUGGGGGAAACGAUGUUUCCGCUUUCUCCGGAGACGAAGAAACAUAUCAGUUCGCUGGGGAUUCGGAUCGAGAUUCUGAGUACGAGAAAUGCGGCGUCGCAGUUUAAUAUGUUGGCGACGGAGAGAGGUGUGACGGAGAUUGCGGCUGCUAUGAUUCCUUCUGGGUGGAAGGGGAAAUAA
Molecule: messenger RNA, 717 nt
Organism: Aspergillus chevalieri
Lineage: Eukaryota; Fungi; Ascomycota; Eurotiomycetes; Eurotiales; Aspergillaceae
Product: Mth938-like domain-containing protein
Exons: 2
Coding region: 1-717 (238 amino acids)
Biological process (GO): mitochondrial respiratory chain complex I assembly
Cellular component (GO): mitochondrial inner membrane
Source: RefSeq, a predicted model, not a curated record